UGGAAAAUGAUGGAAGAUUGAGAUCAAACAAGCGUUGCAGAGAUCGGAGGCUGGAAUUGUGAACUAACUAACUUUCAUGGAGGAACGGCAUCUCUUUCCCGAAAGUGGCGGCGAUCAAGAACCGCCGCAGGAGGGGGUUGAAGUUGAGAAUCGACGGGAAGUGCGACUCCAGCCUGGAGCUGAAGAGAAACUCGUGUUGCAAUUCAUGGACUCGCUUAAUAGCUAUCUUUCCCUCUCUCACUCUCUCUCUUCCACACUUGGACAAGCAUGGAUGGAAUUAGCGAGUGCGAGGCAUUCCAUGGGAACUGCACGCCUUAAUACUUCUCUUUUGGACCUCAAAUUCCAUCCAGCUUCUACAACGUUGAAGAUUACCGAAUAUGAUGUUGACUCGGUAGAUGCAAAAGCAUGGUUCGUGUUGCGUAAAUGGGUAUCCUCUGAAGAAGUUGAAGAAGAUGAAGAUAGUAAUAGCACCAAAUCUUCUGAACUCGCAGAUGAUGAUGAUGUAGUAGUUCGAAGGGAGCGAGCGAAGUCAUUGUCAGUCUUUGGAAUUUUAAUUCCGCCAAAGCUUCGAGCCGCCCAAAUGUCAUUUGAGAGAGCACUAGAGACACUAGUAGAAAUGGCAAAUAUGCGAUCGUCAUUCCUAUAUUCGUUUCACCAACUUCAUCAAGAGGUAGAAGAUACUAAGGAAUAGGCAGCAUUGGGUGGCAAGCAGUAUCAUCAAAGGGAUGCCGGAAAUGUGUAGCAUGUGGAUUAUCUGAUUAUAGUAAUGGGGACCAGCAUUCCAGGUUGCUGACGUUAAAUUUAUUGAUUUGU
Arachis ipaensis is the source of this 813-nucleotide messenger RNA. RefSeq lists its product as uncharacterized. NCBI's taxonomy places the organism in Eukaryota, Viridiplantae, Streptophyta, Magnoliopsida, Fabales, Fabaceae. Gene Ontology annotation, biological process: vacuolar proton-transporting V-type ATPase complex assembly. The record is from RefSeq and is a predicted model, not a curated record.